AUGAGCUUCAAUGGCCUUCUGUGCCAGCAAUGCAAAGAACCGCUGCAGCUAGAUGCCUCGUUAAUCGACUUGGCCCCUUCUGCGUAUGACAUGAUAGUGGCGUCCUUGCCACCGGACAAGUCAACACAUGCGAACCCCGCCUCGGAAACUGAGCAACUUGCGCGGCUUACAUCUCCCUCAUCCUCCUCGGCGAAAUCUGUCUGGCAGCACUCCAAGAAUAACACUCCUUCUGGGUCUCUUCCUCGUGCUCAAGGCAAACACACUCAGCGAGGCUCGCUUCCCAAUGAGUCCUUUGUGCUCCUCCAGGACAGCAUCGUUCGCACCAUACCGCCUUCAAUGGUUUCCCCGACAAGAUCGAAAAGAAGUUCGGUGACGUCUCCGCGGGCAACUUCUUCACUGAACGUUGAACGACAAGCUACGGAGCCGGAGCAUCCCAACCCGGCACCUUUGACACAUCACCUCAGGUCUACCUUGCGCCUGUUCAAUCUUCUCUCAUCACGCACUGACAUAGACCAUCCGCUCUGUGACGAAUGUACACAAAUAAUAUUAGCCUCGCUGCAGCGGCAGUUAGAUGAAACAAAGAAGGAACGGGAUGGCUAUAUUGCUUUCGAGAAGGAGGUCAGGAAAGAGAGGGAUCGUGAUGUGCAAGGAUUGAGCAAAGAGGAGAUGGAGAAGAAGAUCGACAAAUUGGGAGAUGAGGAGCGGGCGGCCGUUGAGCAGCUCAAAGCAGCCGAACGAGAUAAAGAGAAGCUAGAGGAGGAACUGCGCGCUCUUGAAGCCGAAGAAAUGGCGUUGGAGGAGGAGGAAGCUGAAUUCUGGCGAGCUCAUAAUGAGCAUCUCUUAGCCGCCGAUCAGCAAGCAGCUCAACUGGCCGGACUGCGUGCCGCCUAUGCUGCGGACUCGGCUACGCUUGAAAGGCUAGAGCGAGCCAACGUCUACAACGAUGCCUUCUGUAUAGGCCACGACGGAGUCUUUGGUACUAUCAAUGGGCUACGUCUCGGACGUGUGCCAGGCGUACCAGUUGAGUGGGCCGAGAUCAACGCUGCAUGGGGACAGACCAUCCUAUUGCUCUAUACCAUCGCCAGAAAGCUGGAUUAUACGUUUGAGAACUACCGAUUAAUUCCCAUGGGCACGUUCUCCCGUAUCGACAAGACCACUGGUGACAAGGCUACCUACGAACUCUAUGGUUCUGGUGAUCUACACCUCGGACGUCUACUGCACAACAGACGUUUCGAUAUCGCCAUGGUAGCGUUUCUCGAUUGUCUAAAGCAUCUCAUUGACCAUGUCAAAUCUCAAGACCAGACGGUAGAAUUUCCUCAUCAAAUUGUCAAAGACAGAAUUGGAGAUGUAUCGGUGAAAAUGCAGUUCAAUCAAGAGGAUCAUUGGACUAGGGCAUUACGACAUGUGUUACUCGCGUUGAAGAUUUUACUCAAGUGGACGACUAACGGGUCCAAUGGCUGA
Molecule: messenger RNA, 1461 nt
Organism: Pleurotus ostreatus (oyster mushroom)
Lineage: Eukaryota; Fungi; Basidiomycota; Agaricomycetes; Agaricales; Pleurotaceae
Gene: ATG6
Product: autophagy protein 6
Exons: 6
Coding region: 1-1461 (486 amino acids)
Biological process (GO): cellular response to nitrogen starvation; autophagosome assembly; late endosome to vacuole transport
Cellular component (GO): phagophore assembly site; phosphatidylinositol 3-kinase complex, class III, type I; phosphatidylinositol 3-kinase complex, class III, type II
Source: RefSeq, a predicted model, not a curated record